Messenger RNA from Hemiscyllium ocellatum (epaulette shark), 1691 nucleotides. Its product is annotated as tryptophan--tRNA ligase, cytoplasmic-like. Gene Ontology annotation, molecular function: tryptophan-tRNA ligase activity; ATP binding. Gene Ontology annotation, biological process: tryptophanyl-tRNA aminoacylation. Gene Ontology annotation, cellular component: cytoplasm. Lineage: Eukaryota; Metazoa; Chordata; Chondrichthyes; Orectolobiformes; Hemiscylliidae. The transcript is spliced from 11 exons. The record is from RefSeq and is a predicted model, not a curated record. Bases 134 to 1549 code for a protein of 471 amino acids.
UCCUUUCCGCUCCCCCGCGCAACAACCCCAUUGACAUUUAGUUCCGAGAGUCAGGCUGGUUGAGAACGUGUCUGCUUCAGAUUCGACAAUCUUUCCCCAAAAUAUUCGGUCCCAAUAUUAAGCUUUGAAGAGAAUGUCAGCUCCUCCUGAUGGUGAGACCCCCAUGGAGUUGUAUGAGAAAGUGACUCUCCAAGGGGGUACUGUCCGACUGCUAAAGUCAAACAAAGCGCCAAAGGAAGAAAUUGAUGCAGCUGUAAAGGAACUGUUGGCACUCAAAAUGGAUUAUAAAACACUAACAGGCCAGGAGUACAAGGUUGGUAUUCCACCCACUAACAGCACAACAGUUAACAAUAAUAGUCUGGCUAUUGCAGAAGAUGGUGGAGACUAUGUGGAUCCAUGGACUGUGCAGACAUCCAGUGCUAAAGGAGUGGACUAUGACAAAUUGAUUGUUCGGUUUGGAAGCAGCAAAAUUGAUCAGGAGUUAAUUAACCGAAUGGAACAAGUCACUGGUCAGAAAGCUCAUCGUUUCUUUCGUAGAGGAAUCUUUUUCUCUCAUCGGGAUAUGCACCAGAUCCUCGAUGCUAUUGAGACGAAAAAAUCAUUUUACCUGUAUACAGGGCGUGGUCCUUCAUCAGAAGCAAUGCAUGUGGGCCAUCUUAUUCCAUUCAUCUUCACAAAGUGGCUCCAAGAUGUUUUUAAUGUACCUCUUGUAAUUCAGCUGACUGAUGAUGAGAAAUAUCUGUGGAAAGACAUGACGCUGGAACAAGCCUAUAAUUAUGCAAUUGAGAAUGCCAAAGACAUCAUUGCUUGUGGCUUUGAUAUCAAUAAAACCUUUAUCUUCUCUGAUCUGGAUUACAUGGGACAGAGCUCAGGAUUCUAUCAGAACGUGGUUAAGAUCCAGAAACAUGUUACUUUUAAUCAAGUGAAGGGGAUCUUUGGCUUUGGAGAUAGUGACUGUAUAGGAAAGAUCAGUUUCCCUGCUAUACAAGCUGCUCCAUCCUUCAGUACCUCAUUUCCGCAAAUCUUUAACGGCCAAAAGGAUAUUCAGUGUCUCAUUCCCUGUGCUAUUGACCAGGACCCCUAUUUUCGGAUGACCAGGGACGUUGCUCCAAGGAUUGGCUACCCUAAGCCAGCACUGCUGCAUUCAAUCUUCUUCCCUGCCCUGCAAGGAGCACAAACCAAGAUGAGUGCCAGUGACUCCAACUCAUCCAUCUUUCUCACAGAUACUCCAAAACAGAUCAAAACAAAGAUCAACAAACAUGCUUUUUCAGGUGGUAAGGAUACUAUUGAAGAACACCAACAGUUCGGUGGGAAUUGUGAAGUAGACGUAUCUUACAUGUACUUAACCUUUUUCCUAGAAGAUGAUGAGAAAUUGGAGAAAAUAAGACAGGAUUAUUCAAGUGGAAAGCUGCUUACAGGGGAGCUGAAGAAGAUUCUUAUUGAAACCCUGCAGUCAAUCAUAACAGAACACCAACUGCGACGCAAACAGGUGACCAAUGAAACAGUGAAACAGUUCAUGACUCCUCGGAAACUGAUGUUUGACUUUUAAGGACUGAUUUCAGAUCUGGUGAAACUUUAGAGAAUGAAGUCCAUUUUCAUUCAUCAGGAUCUUAACAUUGUGCUGAAAUUGUGUAACAUUAUGGAUGUAUGUUUUAGAAUAUAUUAAUAAAUACCACUAAAUUAUAACAUUA